This is a messenger RNA of Oryza brachyantha (malo sina), 501 nucleotides long. Its product is annotated as blue copper protein-like. The coding region runs from base 1 to 501 and encodes 166 amino acids. The transcript is spliced from 2 exons. The record is from RefSeq and is a predicted model, not a curated record. Gene Ontology annotation, cellular component: plasma membrane. NCBI's taxonomy places the organism in Eukaryota, Viridiplantae, Streptophyta, Magnoliopsida, Poales, Poaceae. Gene Ontology annotation, molecular function: electron transfer activity.
AUGUCGUCGUCGUCGUCGUUGAAGGCUUUGGUGGCGCUCAUGGCCGUGGCGGCCGUCGCCGAGCUCGCCGCCGCCGCCGGGAAGACGUACACGAUCAAGUGGGCCUCCGGAGGGAACUACGGCGACUGGUCGUCCAAGAACGCGGUGGCCGUCGGCGACAGCGUCGUGUUCAAGUACGGCUCGCCGCACACCGUCGACGAGCUGUCGGAGGCGGACUACAAGUCGUGCAGCUUCACGAGCCCGGUGACGUCGGACGCCAGCGGCAGCACCACGGUCACGUUCGACGCGGCGGGGACGAGGUACUUCGCGUGCGCGGCGGCGGCCGGGUCGCACUGCAGCAUGGGCCAGAAGGUGGCCAUCACGGUCUCCAACUCGACGGCGCCGUCCAAGGGCGGCUCGCCGCCGUCGUCGCCGUACGGGGCGGCGGCGGGCGGCGCCGAGCUCGCCUCGAAGCUGGUGGUAGGCCUCGCCGUCGGCGCCGGUGCCAUGCUCGCGCUCUGA